Molecule: messenger RNA, 717 nt
Organism: Soboliphyme baturini
Lineage: Eukaryota; Metazoa; Nematoda; Enoplea; Dioctophymatida; Soboliphymatidae
Source: the annotation of a GenBank genome assembly
AUGACGUGGCUACAGUCGAAAUUUCUUCGAGUACAGUAUGCUGCGCUGGAAGCGGGUCUUGUUUAUGCCGAGAAGGAGACUGAUGAAGUAGGUGUGGGCAGUGAUGGUUACAAGCCUGAGGUGGACGCUGAUUUGUCAGAAAACUCGUUACUUACUCAGGGUUUGCUGCUCAGUCGCCAGACGAUUCACCUUCUCGAGAAAGCUUUUCCGGAAGGUACCGUGGAUGAAAGGAUCAGAAAGCUGGUCACAAAAAAUCGGCAGCUUCAGUUAAAGCUGGACGAGUUGCAGUCAGCGUUAACCGCCGAGAAGAUGGCUAAACUUGAUGCACAGAAGAACAUAGACUUCGAAACUAAUUCCGCCUAUGAUCCACAGAAAGACGUUGCAAAGCAGUUGGCCGAUUUAAAGUUUAAAUUGCAAGAAGUUGAGCGUGAAAAUUCAAGCCUACAGGCGAAUGUUGUGAGAUUAGAAUCUCACGUUAAACGAUACAAAACGCAGGCGGAACAGGCAGAGAAGGACGUCGUAGAGUUGAAACAGGCAAACAGACUAUACAAGAAGGAGCUCAAGGAAGAAGUUGGCUUUUGCUGCAAUGUAGUAGGCCUGCGGCUGCUAAUACCGCUUCGCGAAAAAGACAGCGCACUGGAUGAUGCUCAAGAAAGUAACAAACACCUUCAAAGCCGUUUAAAGAGGUUGCACCCGUCAUAUCGAAGUCCCCGGUGA